Eptesicus fuscus (big brown bat) is the source of this 3072-nucleotide messenger RNA. RefSeq names its product kelch domain containing 7B (gene KLHDC7B). Gene Ontology annotation, molecular function: protein binding. NCBI's taxonomy places the organism in Eukaryota, Metazoa, Chordata, Mammalia, Chiroptera, Vespertilionidae. The record is from RefSeq and is a predicted model, not a curated record. Bases 1 to 3072 code for a protein of 1023 amino acids. The transcript has 2 exons.
AUGAUCCAGGGCGCCUCAGAACCCGGUGGCCCCGGCUGGGGCUGGGAUGGGGACGGGGACGAUGACUGGGACAGUGCUGUGCUCACCCUGUUGGCGCUGGCUGUCGUGGCUGCCACGGCCCUGGCCCUGCACUGGUUUGGCUCUGGGCCGGACCAGGAGGCAGCAGGACCAGCGUCCACCGGCCCCCGAGCCCAGCCUUCUCAGGCAGGAGGAGCUGGGCCAGCCCUGACCCCAAAGUCCAAGGUCAGUGGUGGCAUCGAGGGACACAGCUCUGGGCAGGGGAAGCCAGAGCCUCCAGGAUCGAGCCAGGGGACUCCAGCUACAGCAAGUGCCCAGGACCACCAGCCCCACGGAAGUGAAGAUCUGACAGUCACAGCCGCAGCUCCACCCAAGACGCCCAGCGAGGCGGCCAGUGGAGGGGCCUUGGGACAGCAGCAUGGCAGUGCCAGCUCUGAAGUCUCCCGAGGUGCAGGGAAGCAGCAGCCUGGGCCAGGUGCUGUCCUCCUGGGUAGGAGCAAAGCAGGGGGGACGCCUGCCCCUCUCCUGAUACACUUCACUCCUCCGAGUCUGGACAGAGAUGUGGAGGUGCAGGCGGAGGCAGGAGGCAUCCCAGCCAAGGCGCCAGCUCACCAGGCCCCGGUCCACACAGUGGAACAGGACACCGGCUCCUGGAAACACGGAGCAGGGCCACCUGGCUCCCUGGGGAGACGGUCAGGCAGCCGGCGGAGGCAGGUGGAUGACAGCCCGGGAGAGAGAACCCGGCGCCUCCCAAAGCUGGACCCCCUGCGCCUGGGAGCGGCGGUGAGUGUGUGGGAUGCUGUGGAUGCAGCCAGCACCUUCUCUGCAGCUCCAGCCCAAGUCCCUGCCCCAGCUGCAGCCACAGCCCCAGCUGCAACCCCUGCCCCAGCCCCAACUCCUACCCUUACCCCAGCCCCUGCUGCAACCCUUGCCCCUGCCCCAGCAACUGCUGCAACUCUUGCCCCAGCCCCAAACCCCACCCCAGCCCCUGCUGCAACCCCAGCCCCUACCCCAGCCCCUGCCCUUGCCCCAGUUGCAACCCCUGCCUCAGCCCCAGCUGCAACCCCUGCCUCAGCCCCAGCUGCAACCCCUGCUCCUGCUGCAACCCCAACCCCUACCCCAACCCCAGCCCCAGCCCCAACCCAAGCCCCAAUCCCUGCCCAAGCCCAAGCCCAAGCCACUGCCCCAGCCUCAGCCCCAGUCCCAGUCCCCACAAGUAAAUCAAGGCCUGCAAGUCAGGAGCCUAGUGUGACUCCUCGCAAGGGCAACCAGGAGGGGCAGCUCUCAACCAGCUGGGGAAAUCUUAUUUCAAUGGUUCUUAGGAGUCACCCCUUCCCGGGGCAAGAGAGGCCCCAAGGGACAGCCCUAAGGGCAGCUCCGGGGAGCCCCAGAGAGCCCGGCACUUCCACAGCCUCGGAGAACAGGGAGUCUGGUUCUCUCCCCGAAGGGGCCGUCCCUAGUCUCAAGGACGGGCAUGGCUCCCCAGCUGGGGUGGCCACAGGGGCAGGCACAGGGGGCCUGGCUGAGGCAGGACGUCAGGCACAGCACAGAAGCUCUGAGGCUAACGAGGCUGCGGUGCCCGGGGCCCCAGCUCUGCUGUCGGAGCAGAGGAAGCCUGGCCCUGCACCCUCCCCCGCUGCCAGGCGGGACCCACAGCCUGUCCCCAGGCCACGGAAACACAGCAUGUGUGAACUAGCCAAGAGCUCUGAGCUGAAGGUCAGCCAGGCGGCCCCAGGAGAGGUGCCAGGGAAGAGGCCCAGCCCCGUAGGCAGCAGGGAGGUCCUCACAGAGGAGCAGAAAGAGGCCCGCAAACUCAUGGUGUUUUUGCAGAGGCCUGGGACCUGGGGGGUGGUGGAGGGGCCCCGGAAGCCCAGCUCCCCUGCCCGGGAGCCGGCUUUGGCAGCAGCUCUGCAGCGGCGGCUGGACCUGGGCAGCUGCCUGGAUGUCCUGGCCUUUGCCCAGCAGCACGGGCAGCCCGUCCUGGCCCAUGAGACCUAUGCUUUGAUGAGCGACAAUCUGCUGCACGUGCUGGGCGACCCCAACCUCUACCGGCGGCUGAGUGGGGCUGACCGGGAGCGCAUCCUGAGCCUUCGAACUGGCAGGGGCCAGGCUGUGCUGGGGGUCCUCGUGCUGCCCAGCCUCUAUCAGGUGAGCCGCUCAGGGCUCACAAGGGGCCCUCGAGUGGAGGAGGCUCCUGCCACAGGUGCCGCGCCCCUGCCUCCUCCAUCGCACCUGCACGUGUUCAACCCGCAAGAGAACACCUGGCGGCUCCUGACCCAGGUGCCAGAGGAGGCCCCGCUGCGGGGCUGUGGUCUCUGCACCAUGCACAACUACUUGUUCCUGGCAGGGGGCAUCCGUGGCUCGGGCACCAAGGCCGUCUGUUCCAAUGAGGUCUUCUGCUACAACCCUAUGACCAACAUCUGGAGCCAGGUGCGGCCCAUGCAGCAGGCCCGUGCCCAGCUCAAACUGGUGGCCCUGGACGGGCUGCUCUACGCCAUCGGUGGCGAGUGCUUGUACAGCAUGGAGCGCUACGACCCCCGCACAGACACCUGGACCUCACGGGCGCCCCUCCCCGCGGGCACCUUCCCUGUGGCUCACGAGGCGGUGGCCUGCCGUGGGGACAUCUAUGUCACUGGGGGCCACCUCUUCUACCGCCUGCUCAGGUACAGCCCGGCGAAGGAUGCUUGGGAGGAGUGCCCCUACAGCGCCAGCCAUCGGCGUUCCAGCGACAUGGUGGCACUGGGCGGCUUCCUGUACCGCUUUGACCUGCUGCGGGGUGUGGGUGCCGCUGUGAUGCGCUACAACACCGUGACGGGCUCAUGGAGCCGGGCCGCCCCCUUGCCCCUGCCGGACCCUGUCCCGCUGCGCUGCACGGUGCUGGGCAACACCAUCUACUGCCUCAACCACCAGGUCACUGCCACCUUCACGGUCUCCGAGGGGACUGCGCAGUUCCAGGCCAAGGAGCUGCAGCCUUUCCCCCUGGGGAGUCAAGGGGUCCUCUGUCCAUUCAUCCUGACUCUGCCCCACUCGGCCCCGCUCCAGACUUCCCUCUGA